This is a messenger RNA of Polyodon spathula (Mississippi paddlefish), 3384 nucleotides long. Its product is annotated as ubiquitin carboxyl-terminal hydrolase 16-like. The coding region runs from base 141 to 2663 and encodes 840 amino acids. Gene Ontology annotation, molecular function: cysteine-type endopeptidase activity; cysteine-type deubiquitinase activity; zinc ion binding. NCBI's taxonomy places the organism in Eukaryota, Metazoa, Chordata, Actinopteri, Acipenseriformes, Polyodontidae. The record is from RefSeq and is a predicted model, not a curated record. Gene Ontology annotation, cellular component: cytosol; nucleus. The transcript is spliced from 18 exons. Gene Ontology annotation, biological process: protein deubiquitination.
GGAAGUAAAUUGUGUAUUCGUAAGACCCCGGAUAAUAAAGGAGCACGUUUGUCAUACUCAGGAUAAUAUUAAAAGAACAGAAGGAGCCAUUAUCUAGAAUCAGAAAACGAGAUUUCAUUCCAUAGAAAACAUAAAGGGUAAUGGGGAAGAAGAGGGGACAAGAAAAAGACUAUAAAGAUGAUGCUCCUCCCGAGUUUACAGAUUCUCGGUGCCCACACACUCGCAAAGUAUUAGAUUUGAGCCUGAUUAAAAAGGCAGUACAGGAUGGAAUGUUGAAUGCGUGCCAAGACUGUAAGGGUGAUGAAAAAGAAGGGGACAGCAUUGAAAUCGAGAACACUGAGAGCCCAUUGAUUUGGGUUUGUCUGAAAUGUGGUCAUCGGGGUUGUGGAAGAGAUUCUGAUCAACAACAUGCCAUUAAGCACUUUGAAAAAUCACACUCGGACCCACACUGCUUGGUAGUUAGUUUGGAAAACUGGAACAUUUGGUGUUACCUUUGUGAUGAUGAUGUGCCGUAUUCCAGCACCGGGUGGUUGUCACAGUUUGUAACUUAUAUUCAAAAGCAAGCUCUUCUUUCAGAACCAACCAGGAAAACUACAAAUAAAACUGUUAAAGAACAUGAAAACCAGAUACAUAAACUAGAAAAUAAGAAUGAACAACAGAAGGACAGUAAGAAAGGUGGAACUAGAACGGAAGAAAAAGAAAAGCCUCACAAAGAAAUACCUCAGAAAAACACUAGUUUAACUGUGAAAGGAUUCAACAAUCUUGGGAAUACAUGUUUCUUUAAUGCGGUCAUGCAGAUUCUAUCGCAUACUGAACUUCUAAAGGAGCUUCUCAGAGACCUGAAAGACAAUGAAACCACCAUCAAGAUUACACCACAUCUGUCUUCUGAGCUGGGGCCAAUCAUAAUAAAUGUUGACAAACCAGGGUCUCUGACAUUGGCCAUGUGUCAAUUUCUCACUAAAAUUCAGGAAACCAAGAAGAGUGUUGUUACUCCCAAAGAACUGUUCUCCCAGGUCUGUAAAAAGGCUGCCCGGUUUAGAGGAUUUCAGCAGCAGGAUAGUCAUGAACUCCUUCGCUAUCUGCUGGAUGGAAUGAGGUCUGAAGAAAUCAAGCGAAAAAGUGCAGGCAUCUUUAAGACAUUGAAUGAUUCUGGAAAACAAGAAGAUGCAGAAGAAUCAAAGAAGUUGAUAAAAGAAUAUGAAAAGAAGGGGGAGCUUCAGAACUUUGUAGACCAGGUUUUUGGAGGAGAGUUAACAAGCACCAUUAUGUGUGAGGAAUGCAAAACUAUAUCUUUGGUAACAGAGAUGUUCCUGGAUUUGUCUCUACCUGUUUCAGAUGAGGCUUACAGAAAGAAGUCGCUGAAGAAAAGUGAAAGAAAACCUAGCAUAAAUGAAGAUGAAGAUUAUGGUGUUUCUCCUGCAAGUAAUGCAGAUAAUGGAAUCCCCACUGCCACCAGUAGCAAAUACCAGCUAAAGAAGGACAAGAAGCAUGCCAAAAAACAAGCAAAGAACCAGCGAAGGCAACAAAAGCAUGAAGGAAAGGUGUUACUUGCCCAUGCAACUGAGCAGAAUUCGGAGGAACAUCAGAACGGUGAAGAGUCCUCAUCUCAGGGCAACCUGAGCCAGCCAGACACAGAGAACCUAAAAGAACUAAAUGGAUGUACUGACAGCAGUGAACCAGUGUUGCAGAAUGAAAAAGAAGUAAGCGAUACAGAGCUUUGUGAAGACACCAGCAGUUCUGGGCAUGACAAUGCAAAUGAACACACAGAAGCUGAAAAGAACAACACAGACGGUCACCAGUUAGACCCUCUAGAGAAUUUACCAGAACCAUCUAAUACCACUACAGUACACUUUAAACAGUUCAGUGUACUUACUCCUGAUGAAAACCUUGUUCAAGAUUUAAGCAAAAUAAGCCUGAACGGUAAUAUUGUUUCCCAUGACGAUAUAGAGUUAGAAAUUGGUAACUGUGACGGUCCUUUUGAUGCCAAGGAAUACACAGUGGCUAACCAAGACCCAGUGGUGGCAUUUUGUACUCUCGCCAACCGAGAAACUCCAGGAAAGCAAGAAAGUUCAACCCAGUCCUGCCUGUAUCAGUUUACACAAAAAGAGAAACUCACAGGAACAAACAGGCUUCGGUGUAAUACUUGCUCACAAAGAAAGUACAAGGAACCAAAAUCCAGUAUAGGUGACAAGAAGAGUGUGUACACUGAUGCCCAAAAACAGAUGUUAAUUUCUAUGGCCCCUCCUGUUCUUACUCUUCAUUUAAAGAGAUUCCAACAGGUUGGGUCCAGCGCAUGCAAAGUAAACAAACAGGUGCGGUUUCCUCAGAUUCUUGAUUUGGCCCCUUUCUGCACGGUGAACUGCAAGAAUGUAGCAGGUGACAAAGGGGUACUGUACAGUCUGUACGGAAUUGUGGAACACAGUGGUACUAUGAGGUCUGGUCAUUAUACUGCCUAUGUUAAAGUCAAAUCUAACUGCCACCUUUCAGAGCAUCUUAAUGGCAUGACCCCACAAGUGUCAGAAGCAGAAUCAUUGAAAGGAUCUUGGUUCCAUAUAAGUGACUCAAGAGUUCAAGCUGUGCCUGAAAGUAAAGUACAAAACUCACAAGCCUACCUCUUGUUCUAUGAGAGGAUUCUCCACCAGACACACACAGACAAACACUGAACCAAACUUUUGAGCUGCUGGGAUUGCUACAGAAAGAAAAGGCAAGAAUAUGCGUGACAGAACGUUAUGCUGUUUGUUUACACACUGAAUUACAGGACAGAAAGAAUAUUAAGGUACCAAAAAAACAAUGAUGUUUAAAACUAUAGUUCUCCAUAAAAGAAUGAAAUGUUAAACUUGAUCUAAUAAAUUUGUUUUUAUUUUUUCAAAUGAAAAAAAUCUGUUUAAUUUUCUAAAUGUUUAAACUUGAACAUUUUUAAUCUUUGUAACUAAUCAAAGGACAAUAUGAGUAGCUCAUUAGAGUGCUGUUACUAUUAUGUAAUAUAUUCUACAACAUUAAUAUAUAUGAGAUUCAUGUAUAUGAUGUGUACAGUACUUGUGUACAUGGAAAAUAUUUCAAAUAUUGCAUAAGUUGCCUUAUGCGAUACACAUACUACUGUAUAAAACUAAAGCUGACAUCUAUUUAACAUGGAUAUUUUUGAUAAUGUGUAGGAAAAAUGAUAAACAGAAAAGCAUUACAUUACAUUUCACAGUAUAGAAAUUACAAAUGAGCAAUACUCCACUAGCAAUUUUUUUUUUUUUUUAUAAAACAUUUCAACAAAAUAUUUGAAAACCAUGAGCAAUUAUGCAGGAUUGAAAAGUAUCUUACUUGGCAGGGUCUCUGUGUCAUUAGAUAUGGAAUACUACUACAUUAAAACUUAGGAAUAAAGCCUUUGUGUUAUUA